AAAAGAUCAAAGGAAACUUUUUUAUUAAUGUGAUCUUACGUGAUGAUUUAGUCAGAAAAACUGAGAUUAAUUACUAAUAGUAUAACUAUAUAUAUGACAUCUCUUUAUAUAUCAGCAACUAUCAAUAGGACACAUUUCAUUACAUAAAAAAAUCCUAUACCAAUAGGACAAAACAGAAUUUAGUAACUUUGUUUUUCCUUCUACUCUCUCUCUCUCUCUUCUCAAAAUAAAAUUAUCUAUUAUACAUAAAUAUAUGCGUUGGUUAGGGUAAAAGUACGGCUGGGAUAAGUAAAAGAGGAUUGGAAACUUUACCCUAAAGAGGAGGAAGAAGAAGGAAGAAGGGGGAAUAUAUAAGGAACUAUAUUUUAUAUAUAUAGUAGUUUUGCAGUAGAAGAUUGGUGGUGUUAAUUAAUAUAUAUAUUUCAUACUUAAUUUGGAAAUAUAUAUACUAUUUUUUAUUUUGAAAGAACUAUAUAAUAUAUAUUUUAUAUAUGGGAAGAGGAAAGGUGGAACUGAAGAGGAUUGAAAACAAGAUAAAUCGACAAGUGACCUUUGCUAAAAGAAGGAAUGGGUUGCUUAAGAAGGCUUAUGAGCUCUCCGUUUUAUGUGAUGCUGAAGUCGCUCUUAUCAUUUUCUCAGCUCGAGGCAAGCUCUAUGAGUUUUGCAGCGGUCCUAGCAUCACCAAGACGCUUGAGAGGUAUGACAGAUGCAGCUAUGGAGCACAGGAAGGAAAACUGGCUGGAAACGACACAGAGAGCAUCUAUCAAGAGUAUCUCAAGCUGAAAGCAAAAGUUGAGGUUCUUAGACGAACGCAGAGGAAUCUUCUCGGGGAGGAUUUAGAGCAUUUGGGACUAAAGGAGAUUCAACAGCUUGAGCAAAAACUUGACUCGUCAUUGAAGCAAAUCAGGUCAACUAAGACACAGCAUAUGAUUGAUGAGCUUUCUCUUCUUCGGGGGAAGGAAGAGACAUUGCUUGAAGAAAACAAUGAAUUGAAAAAGAAGUUGGAGAAAAUUUGUGGUUUGAUUCCUGAGCAGGAAAGUGAAAAUGGGGACCAAAAUGUUGGAUGUACCCACCAUCCAACUCAGCCAGUGGAACUCAGUUUUGAGCAUUUGCGAUGCAAUAAUAAUAGUGGCUACAAUAAUAUUAAUACAAAUAAUACUACUUCUACUAUUGCAUUGCAGAUCGGCUACGGUGGUACUGUUAAUUCAGGAAUAAGAGGCCAAGAAAAUAUGGGUGCAGCCCAUUCAAUGCAAAAUUUGAUGGCUUGUAAUUCAGUGGACCGCGGAUGUUUUGAUCUCUAAAAGCCCUAUACCUACUAGUAUCAAUUUUACACUUUGUCUUGUUUUUUUGUUCCUUGUCUCCUUACUAUAAUGUUUUGUUCUUAAAAGGGGAGGCGACAAAUAAACUGUUUCUAGUUUGUGUACUAUAUAGCUAUCUUCUGCUAUUGGAACUAUAUAUAUUAAAAAAAAUUCUAUGAAUAGUCAAAUUAUAUUUAUAUA
Messenger RNA from Cannabis sativa, 1499 nucleotides. RefSeq names its product MADS-box protein CMB1-like. The transcript has 8 exons. Gene Ontology annotation, molecular function: protein dimerization activity; DNA-binding transcription factor activity, RNA polymerase II-specific; RNA polymerase II cis-regulatory region sequence-specific DNA binding. The coding region runs from base 492 to 1301 and encodes 269 amino acids. Gene Ontology annotation, biological process: positive regulation of transcription by RNA polymerase II. Gene Ontology annotation, cellular component: nucleus. The record is from RefSeq and is a predicted model, not a curated record. Lineage: Eukaryota; Viridiplantae; Streptophyta; Magnoliopsida; Rosales; Cannabaceae.